Messenger RNA from Lathyrus oleraceus (garden pea), 1141 nucleotides. RefSeq names its product DExH-box ATP-dependent RNA helicase DExH9. Gene Ontology annotation, cellular component: nucleus. The transcript is spliced from 2 exons. The record is from RefSeq and is a predicted model, not a curated record. Gene Ontology annotation, biological process: maturation of 5.8S rRNA. Lineage: Eukaryota; Viridiplantae; Streptophyta; Magnoliopsida; Fabales; Fabaceae. Bases 1 to 726 code for a protein of 241 amino acids. Gene Ontology annotation, molecular function: ATP binding; nucleic acid binding.
AUGAAGUUUCUAAGAUGCAAAGAGAGAUCCUUGUCUUGCUACAAGAAACACCAAUUUUCAUUCAUUGCAAAUCAUAGAUUAUCCAAAAAAUACAUAAUUUACAAAGAGCAGCACGUAGCAUUAUCUGAUCACGUGAAAUUCACAACUGAGUCCUUUAUCGGCCUUGAUGUUGUGAACUAUAUUCAGCUUAUCGCGAAAACGACUUCACAAGUGCAAUACGAUUGCCUUCACGACGUUUCAUAUCCACAUGGCUACGUUCACGCUUCAUCUUCUACUACUUCUGAUUCAUCUCAACCCAAAGAACCUGCUAAGAAGUUCCCGUUUACACUUGAUCCCUUUCAAUCUCAAGCUAUUAGUUGUCUUGAAAAUUCUGAAUCCGUUAUGGUAUCUGCACAUACAUCUGCUGGGAAAACUGUUGUGGCUUUAUAUGCAAUUGCUAUGUCGCUUCGAGAUGGUCAACGUGUUAUCUACACUUCUCCUAUCAAGGCAUUUAGUAACCAGAAGUAUAGAGAAUUUAAAGAAGAGUUUUCUGAUGUUGGUUUGAUGACUGGUGAUGUUACCAUUGAUCCCAAUGCUUCUUGCUUGGUGAUGACUACUGAAAUCUGGCGAAGUAUGGAAUACAAAGGGUCUGCUACUGUCCCUAAUGCCAAGGAAUUUGCUGAUUGGGUGGCAAAGGUGCACCAACAGCCUUGUCAUUUUGUUUAUACAGAUUACCGACCAAACUAAUGUCUUUGUUUAUAUUGGGAUAUGCUCCAUAAUUGGAUCAUUGACUGUCAUGAUUGUAAAAGCGAUUGGCAUAGCCAUUAAACUUACAUUCGAUGGUUCAAAUCAAAAUAUUUACUUUCAAACAUGGAUUUUUACAAUGGUCGGCAUUUCCUGCAGCAUUACUAGUUUAAAUCACCUUAAUAUGGCAUUGGAUACUUUGAACACAACAGUGGUUUCUCCAAUCUAUUAUGCACUGUUCACUUUGUUUACAAUAUUAGCCGGUGCAAUCAUGUUUAAGGAUUAUUCAGGACAAAGUAUGAGCAGUAUUGCAUCAGAGCUAUGUGGUUUCAUCACUGUUUUAUCUGGAACAACUGUAUUGCACUGCACUAGAAUACCAGAUCCUCCCGUCAGUACCGAUGUGUACAGUCCCCUGUCA